Molecule: messenger RNA, 534 nt
Organism: Sordaria macrospora k-hell
Lineage: Eukaryota; Fungi; Ascomycota; Sordariomycetes; Sordariales; Sordariaceae
Biological process (GO): RNA splicing
Cellular component (GO): nucleus; cytoplasm; exon-exon junction complex
Molecular function (GO): mRNA binding
Source: RefSeq, a predicted model, not a curated record
AUGGGUGACGACAUGGAAGUCGAUGAUGCGCCCCUCUCUCCUCAGCAGGAGCAGGAGGAGGGUGCUGCUGCUGCCUCCGGCGGCGCCAACUCUAGCAAGGUCGCGGCCAUGCAAACCCACACCAAGGCGACCGCCGUGCGCUCCAUCGAGGGCUGGAUCGUCAUGGUGACCAACGUGCACGAAGAGGCCGACGAGGAGGCCAUCCAGGACAAGUUUGGCGAGUUUGGCGAGAUCAAGAACUUGCAUCUUAACUUGGAUAGACGGAGUGGUUACGUCAAGGGCUACGCAUUGAUUGAGUAUCCUACCCUCGAAGAGGCCCGCGCCGCCAUCGAUGGCGCCCACGAGACGAAGCUCCUCGACCAGACUAUCCAGGUCGACUUUGCCUUUGUGCGACCACCCCCGGGCAAGACCGGCGGCGGUGGCCGUGCAGGUACUGGCGGAGGCGGCGGCGGCGGCGGCGGACGCAACGGCCCUGGCAAUCGCAAUAGGGGUGGCCGGAGUAGGAGCCGCAGCCCCGUUGGCAGGGACGAUUGA